CUCAACAUCUGCCAUAUCUCCAGGUAAUUGCCCAUUUAGUCCAGGGAUUUGUUACUUACUUCCCGAGCUCCAAUCGUGCUUUGACCGAACUCGAGCUGACCUCCGAUUUCGCGACAUCAACAGUUACCCCUCCAUCGCCCCGCUUACCCUUCGAUCUUCGAUCCCAAAGUCAAGAUGGUCAAAGCUGUCGUUGCCGGUGCCUCGGGCGGAAUUGGACAGCCGUUGUCGCUGCUCCUGAAGCUCUCUCCCCUCGUUAGCGAGCUCGCCCUUUACGAUGUCGUCAACACCCCCGGUGUCGCCGCCGACCUUUCGCACAUCUCCUCCAAUGCCAAAACCACUGGCUACCUUCCCGCCAACGACGGUGCUAAGGCUGCCUUCAAGGAUGCCGACAUCAUCGUCAUCCCCGCGGGCAUUCCCCGCAAGCCCGGCAUGACCCGUGACGACCUGUUCAACAUCAACGCCGGUAUCGUCAAGGGCCUCAUCGAGGUGGCCGCCGAGGUCGCCCCCAAGGCCUUCAUCCUCGUCAUCUCCAAUCCCGUCAACUCGACCGUCCCCAUCUCGGCCGAGGUUCUCAAGGCCAAGGGCGUCUUCAACGCCCAGCGCCUGUUCGGUGUCACCACCCUCGACAUUGUCCGUGCCGAGACCUUCGUUGCCGAGAUCGCCGGCAAGAGCAACCCCCAGGAGCUGAACGUGCCCGUCAUCGGCGGCCACUCCGGCGAGACCAUCGUCCCGCUCUUCAGCAAGGUCGCUCCCGCGGUCAAGAUCCCGGAUGACAAGUACGAUGCCCUCGUCAACCGCGUUCAGUUCGGCGGUGACGAAGUCGUCAAGGCCAAGGACGGCCUCGGCUCUGCCACUCUCUCGAUGGCGUAUGCCGGCUACAGGUUCGCCGAGAAGCUCCUCAAGGCCGUCGCGGGCGUCAAGGGCCUCGUCGAGCCCAGCUACGUCUACCUCCCCGGCAUUCCGGGCGGCGAGGAGAUUGCCAAGAAGACUGGCGUCGAUUUCUUCUCGGUCCCCGUCGAGCUUGGUCCCAACGGUGCCGAGAAAGUCGUCGACAUCCUCGGCGACAUUACCGAGAAGGAGGAGACGCUGCUCAAGAAGGCGGUCGAGGGCUUGCAGGACAACAUCAAGAAGGGUGUCGACUUUGCCCACAACCCUCCCCAGAAGUGAAUACCCACCCCCUAGUUCGUGAUGGCAAAAUUACCCCCUUUUGUUGCCCUGCGAGGCAGUGGCAUUUUUGCGAGGCAGCCGCGGUGGGCUUGCAGUUAGUCCGAGCCGUCGUGGCCGGUAGAGCAAAAAUAGAAAUGCUUUUUUGCUUCUCCCGUAUAUCGAGAUCAGGUGGCUAAUUGGUGUUUCCAUUUCUUUAGGUUGUAAGCGUUCACGCUGGACGCGUGGGGCGUGACUUGGGCCCAUUAACAACUCGUCGGCAAGCACCACAAGAGAGGGAAACAGGCAACUGAUAACCACUGGCGGCCACAACCGGCCGGAAGGGGGAGGGAAGGGGGACGCUUUUGGCGAGCAUGUCAUGUUCUAUUACCGAACGCCGGGUAUACCUGGAAACACAAAAUCUAAACACU
Chaetomium fimeti is the source of this 1574-nucleotide messenger RNA. Its product is annotated as lactate/malate dehydrogenase. Gene Ontology annotation, molecular function: L-malate dehydrogenase (NAD+) activity. Bases 175 to 1167 code for a protein of 330 amino acids. Gene Ontology annotation, cellular component: cytoplasm; cytosol. The record is from RefSeq and is a predicted model, not a curated record. The transcript is spliced from 7 exons. Gene Ontology annotation, biological process: tricarboxylic acid cycle; malate metabolic process. NCBI's taxonomy places the organism in Eukaryota, Fungi, Ascomycota, Sordariomycetes, Sordariales, Chaetomiaceae.